Molecule: messenger RNA, 2944 nt
Organism: Pocillopora verrucosa
Lineage: Eukaryota; Metazoa; Cnidaria; Anthozoa; Scleractinia; Pocilloporidae
Source: RefSeq, a predicted model, not a curated record
AUAGAGAAGAUGAUUCCAAAAUAAGAGUUUAUUUCUUCUUGCGGCAAGUACUUAAGGACAUUAUUUUAACCGAACAUGAUCAAUAUUUCAUUACGUUGAAUUGGAUCAAGAAGGUUUCCUUAUGAAAUGCGGAUAUUUAAUAACUUUGGUUAAAGAACUUAUGUAAAUUUUUACUACCUGUAUUCUCCAUUGCGUCUCUGGUGAUUUAUUUUGCAAAUUAUUUAACUGAUGCGAAAUGAAGCUAAUAAUCCUUGUUUUAUCUGCAUUCAGUUAAUAUUUUCACUCCAUCUAAACGCUACAUCUUUCAAGCGUGCUUUGUAGAGGCACUUCACAUAUGGGCAGUGAUUUUCGCAGAACAACCGUUGGUUAGAGAAAAAAUCGUCGUUGAAUGUGAUUCUUUUAUUUGCGGCCGUUUUUAGCCAAGAAUUUUGUGGUUUAUCACACUGAAAUUCUGCAAAAGGUAAGAUUCCUACAUAGAUUAUCGCUUGAAGUUAAAUAAAUACAGAAGUAGACUUGCCAAAUAAUAGUGUACAGAUAAAACUUAGCGGUUUUGAACUGUUCCUCUUCCUGGUUGAAUUAGGAGCUAUUCCUUCGCCCUAAAACUUACGAAUGAUACGGUAACGUUGGGUAAAAUUUAAACUAUUAUAAAAUCAAUUUAUUACGCCAUCGUAAUGAAAAAAGGAAUAUGGAAAAAAACCGACAUGACUCUUAGUUCAAAACGACCCUAAGCAAAAACGAUAUUCUCAUCGAAAAGGUUUUCAAGUUUUGCUAUUGCUUCUCAAAAAUGUGUUUGAAUUAGGGAAUAGAUUUUGUAUCGUUUUUCGGGAGACCACAGAAAUCUCCUGCUGCGUUUGAAAUGACUGGAAUACGUCGAAUUUUAUUUGUAAAAACAUGCACAGCUAUUUAAAAAACGCUAAGUGAAAAUAGUUCGACAACAGCUGCGAAAAUUGGACCCAAGCAAAAUAGCUCUUGAUAAAGUUCUAAUUUCCUAGACAAUGCGGAGACACAAUAUUUAGGGAAAUUUUCUUUUGCCCUUCUUAAGUGAAUCCCUAUCACAAAAAAGUAACAAGGUGGAGUAAUUGAUCAGCCAAUCACCGCGUCACAACGCAACGCUCUAAAAUAGCACAAAUCAACGUUUUAACACCGUAAGAACAGGAUAAGCUUGCUUUGAUUUCUAUAAUUACGUCGGAAAAUUUACCAUAUAUGGAAUUAUCUUCGACGGAAUCUGUUCACGUCUAUUUAAGGCGCUGAUGGUUGUUUCAGGACAAACAUAAUUAUGUAAUUCCAUCAAAUAACAGAUAGAUAAAUGAAUGUUAUAGUUUUGCUUCCUCUUGUUAUAUUUAGCUUUUGAAACAUCACGGAAAAUCCCGCAGGAGGGAAGAUGAAAAUAUGGAUACGUUUCUGCAGGGAUGGCUUAUACCCCUCCUAUUAAUGAAAUAUCAUGGAAACUGCAAUGAGAUAUCUCACUUUGACAGAACAGAGAUAGCCAAUGCCACGUUCAUUUUGGAUAGUAUCCUGGAAGAUAAUGAUUACGACAAAAACACCAGACCCCGAGUAGGACAGAAACCAGUUAUAGUGUAUCUCAGUAUGGCAAUUCAAUCUUUUACAAAUAUUAAGGAAUCUAAUAUGGAGUUCACAACAUCAAUGUUCUUGCGCCAAGAGUGGAAUGACAGAAGAUUAGCGCAUCAUGACAACGGCAUGUUACCUGUCCAAGGCAAAGAUGUGCAGAAAAUAUGGCGUCCAGACACUUACUUCACAAACAUGAACGACUAUAAGUUGUACGAGGACAAUCAACUGGCUCUGAUAUCAAGAUUUGGAUAUGUCUACUAUAGUUCAAGGUUGUUUGUUGCUGCGUCCUGUCGAAUGUAUUUACAAAAGUUUCCAAGGGAUGUUCAGAAGUGUAGCCUUAUCCUUGAAAGUUUUGCCUUCACUAGAGACAUGGUGGAAUACCGAUGGAAGUACCCCAAUCCAAUCAACAUCCUGGAUAUAGAAUUAGCAGAAUUUGAUUUGACCAGCACAGAAUACACUAGUGAAGAUGUUGAGUACGUUGCAGGUAAAUACCGUGACAUGAUCGUAACUUUCACAUUUAGUCGUCGGAUCGGUUAUUACCUCAUUAACUUCUACGUCCCAUGCAUCAUUAUGGUUAUUAUGAGCUGGAUCGUGUUCUGGAUGGAUCGAGCCAACAUCGGUGACCGAAUAGCGCUCGGAAUUACGACUGUGCUAACGAUUGUUUUCUUACUGAGUUCCAGUAACAGCACUAUGCCCCGAGUCAGUUACCCGAAGGCAAUCGACUGGUACCUGAUGACUUCGUUCAUCUUCGUCUUUACGACACUGAUCAUGUGUCUGUUGAUCUUCCGGUUUGAUAGACGUGUAAACAAACAGCAGUGCCCGCCGAGGUCGGUAAGCGGUGAACCACCAGCCGAAUCAACUUCCAUGCAGAUGCCCGAAGAGCCAGAGAUUCGGAGCCGUGUGUCAUACUUUGUGGCAGACUCUCGAGGAGCCGUGUAUCCCAUCGUUCACAGCGCUUCUGGCCUCAAGAAAAGAAGUCUCCUAUCGUUCUGUUUUCGCCAGAAGUUUUGCGGACUGUCGGCACGAGUUACCCGGGAAAACCUGGGAAUGAUUUUAAACAAUUUCUGUAGAUUUCUCUUCCCUUGUUCGUUUCUUUUCUUUAAUCUUGUGUACUGGGUGGUGAUAGCCAACUAAUGGAUGCUCGUGAUUAAUUUAAUGAGAUGGAAAUGAGACAGUGUGACCAUUUUGGAGUCUUCUAGGACAGUUAGGUCAACGAGUUAGGCCCAUGUUCUGCUUCUAAGGUGAAAAUCUCUCUCAGCGGUUACUCAUGAGAAGAUUUUUUGCUUUCUGUACAAGAGGAAAAGACACAACCCAAACAGAUUCGCUUCACCUCGUCUAUCUGGAGAGUGUUAUGUUUAGGGACGCUUAUUAUUUA